UUAAGAUUGGAAAGCCUGCGGAAAACCAACUGGCUAGCUAGCUGCUGCUGCUGCUGCAGAGCCAUCGACCAGACGAAAUAUGGCUUUGAGCAGCUCCCUCUCCUCCUACGCUCUUCUCCUGCGAUUCCCCCGAGCUCCGACCGAGUCCCCCAGCCCCGUCCAUCCGUUCCUCCUCCCUCGACGACCGUCGGGAUUUCCCUUCGUCCUCGCGUCGGAGUGCCUGCGCGCUCGUCGAUUCGGCGCUCAAUUCCCCGCCGGGGCGCUCGCGGCGAAGUGCCGCGCGAUUAUUUCGUGCUCGCGCGAAGGCGAUGCGGGCGCCGACUCGCUCGCGCGGUCCGAUGCCAACGAUCGGAGGAGGGCGGGCAUCUCCGGAACUGGUGGGUUCGUAGCUGCUGCGGUUGCGUGUGUGCUGCUGCUGUCGACGCGGCGGAGUGCUCUGGCGGUCGGCGGAGCUGCGAAUGGUGGGCUCGCGGUGUUGAGGUCGGGGGGAGCGGCUCUCGGCGGGGCAUGGCCCAAGAUAGUGCAGAUCCUGCAGGUUCUAAAGGAGCAGGGCUUCAUUCUGGCCGCUCUGCUGGGUCUCUCUGCGUUCUUCUCCAUGGCAGAGACAUCGAUUACCACGCUGUGGCCGUGGAAGGUUUCAGAGCUGGCUGAAAAAGAGCCUGAGAAUGGUGUCUUCAGAAUGCUUCGUAGUGAUGUCACUCGAUUCCUGACUACAAUUCUUAUUGGCACAACUGUGGUCAAUAUUGCUGCGACAGCGCUUGUCACAGAAGCAGCAACAGCUAUUUUUGGUGAAGCAGGUGUUAGUGCAGCUACUGGUGUCAUGACUGUUGCUAUUUUACUCCUAACGGAAAUUACACCAAAAAGUGUAGCUGUUCACAAUGCUACAGAAGUUGCUCGAUUUGUUGUAAGGCCGGUUGCAUGGCUUUCGGUGGUACUGUAUCCUGUUGGGAGAGUUGUCACUUUCCUGUCAAUGGGAAUGCUGAAGAUGCUGGGUCUAAAAGGUAGAAGUGAACCAUAUGUCACUGAAGAUGAACUAAAAUUGAUGUUACGAGGAGCAGAGCUGAGUGGGGCAAUAGAAGAAGAAGAACAGGACAUGAUUGAAAAUGUGCUGGAGAUUAAAGAUACACAUGUGAGGGAAGUAAUGACGCCUUUGGUGGAUGUAGUUGCAAUUGAUGCUAGUGCAACACUGAUUGAUUUCCAAAACUUGUGGGAAACUCAUCAGUACUCCAGAGUACCUGUGUUUGAGGAACGGAUUGAUAAUAUAGUUGGAAUUGCAUAUGCAAUGGACAUGCUUGAAUUUGUUGAAAAGGUCGAGAAGUUAAAAGAAGUCACUGUGAAAGAGAUUGCACACAAGCCAACAUACUUUGUGCCAGAUUCAAUGUCUGUCUGGAACCUUCUGAGAGAGUUUCGCAUCAGGCAGGUUCACAUGGCUGUUGUCCUGAAUGAAUAUGGUGGAACUGUUGGUAUUGUGACAUUGGAAGAUGUUGUUGAAGAAAUUGUUGGUGAAAUAUUUGAUGAGAAUGACUCAAAGGAGGAGAUCCAGAAGAAAACAGGUUAUAUAGUGAUGCGGGAGGAUGGGACAUUUGAUGUCGAUGCAAAUACAUCAAUUGAUCAGCUUUCCGAAGAGCUGAAUAUCAAAAUACCAGAGGGUCAUCAAUAUGAGACUGUAUCUGGUUUUGUCUGCGAGUCUUUUGGAUAUAUACCAGAGGAAGGUGGAAAGAUCGUAAUGGUACUUGAGAAGGCAAACCAAGAAGAGAAUACUGAAUACGCUGAGCAAGCAUCAGAUCAUCAAGAUGAGAAGGAAAAGCAUCAAGCUUUUGAACUGGAGAUAUUGGAAGCUAAUGAAAGGAAGGUGAACAAAGUUUGGUUUAAACCAAUAAGCAGUGAAUGUGUAGACAUGGAGAAUAAGGGGACGAACCGUUUGGUCUCCACCAAAGUGAUCAAAAGGAAGAAGAAGACGGAGACCGAUCCAGACUGGCUUGACGAUGGAGAGACCGCAGAGGAAUCGCAAGAUGAAUGCUCAACUGAGUUACUAAUAGCUCAUGGCAACCUAAAAGACCCUGCCAGCCAUGCUACUGAUGAGAAAACGGAUGACCACCGUUGUAAUACCGGACAAUAAGCACACUACGCCUCCAACUCUUUCCAUUCCAUUUCUUGGUACACCACACAAAAAGAAAACGUAGACCGAAAAAAGGGUUUGAGUGACCGUAAAAGAUCGGAAUGCUCAAGAAGGCAGAACAUAUGGAAGGCCGGUGGACGGACAUUGCAAACAUUUCUUCUACAGGUGAAGGGAAGUGUCUACGUCGACUGCCUCGUUGGAAUACGUGGGUGCAUGCAUGUUGGCCUUAUCCGCCCACGAGAGCGAUUUGUCCUCAAAGCAGCGGACGCUUGGGUAUCUGCCGCCAUGAGAGUCGAGGUGAAGGUAGGGUGUAGGGUGGCGUAGGGGUCUUGAAGGGUGUAGUAAUUCAGGGUGGAAGAACCAUGUGGGCUUGUGGUAGGGAGUAGUUGUACUCGCAAGGGGUCUCGGUUGUUCGGCUUUCGCGAGCGUUAUUAAUCGCAGUAGCUCCUUUUCUUCUCUCAUCUCUUUGAUCCUCUGCAGCUGUCUGAACCUCUCUCGCAACAAGGCGAUGGAGGAGUGGAUGGCGGUGGAGUCGUUGCUCUCCCUCGCCAUCGCCCCUUCUCGCAGAUGGCGCCCCGCCUCCGAAUGAGGUAGGUGCAUGGGCUGAGGUAUAUAGUGUGAGAAAUGCAUGCGCACAGCAGCAGUGGUGGUAGCCUGCCCGUCGAAGGGUGGCUGUGGGUAUUCGAAAAUAAAGGGAUAGGGGUGUAUUUUUGUCUUCUUGCUUUUAUCCUACACUGUCUUGCGCAGUUUGAUUGAUUCGCCUGCCUUUGACGUAAAAGAGGGAGUGGGGACAGUGGACAGUGGACAGUGGACAGUGGACAGAGAGAGAGAGGGAGAGAGAGGGAGAGUGAAAGAUGAGGAAGGGGGAAUGGGAGUGACCGGCCGGUGUGGUACCGAGUCCGAGGAGGGAGAAACUUUUGUGGCUAUCUAACAAGUAAGUUGCCGCUCGUGGGAGAAUAAGGGUGGGAGGGACAGUCCAAACGAGGCUUGUGGCCGUAGCUCUUGGUGGUUAUUUUAGCGGGGGAAUAAAGGGCUGCGCCGGUGUCCCCCCUCGCCCUGCUCCCUGCGUCGGCUCGGAGCGUUAGAUGCAAUUAGCGUCUUGUGCUUUUCCUAGCGGCCGCUCAUUUGGACUUGGAUGGCCUGGAUUGCCCGACAGCAGUCUACUGUGCUGACUGACUGACUGACUGACUGACUACCGAGCCUAAAAUCCAGUAGGCUCGGUGGUCCACCCCCUCCGGCCCGUCCACAAUCUCACCAAAUCUUUCUAUGCCCUCUCUCUUCUAUUCCUCUGUGGCUGCCUUGGGAAACGUGAGAUGACAACGGUGGGUUCGUGGUGGACGCUGGGGACUUUUGGUUGGUUAACUUAUUCCUCCUCUCAUCAUUUCUUUUUUUCUGUUUUUUUUUUCUUUUUUUUUUUCCUUCUCUUCUUUUUUUGAUUUCUAGACUAGCCUAGUUCCCACUUUUUUUUGUCCUGGCUUGGGUGGAUGCAAAUGGCGUGCGGCAUGCAAAUGGCUUUUGAUGCGCCAAUGCCAUUGUGGGCUGCGAAAGACGAGCAAGUUAGUGGCCCUUUUCCGUCCAUACCCGGCCUCUAUUCCUUUGCUUCUUUUAUGCCUCUCCGCCAAUCUCAAGAGAUAACGCCUCUAGAUUUGGCCACUUGUUUGUACUGUACUGUCUGACUAAUGGAGGCUGCCUUAAACUAA
This is a messenger RNA of Ananas comosus (pineapple), 3819 nucleotides long. RefSeq names its product DUF21 domain-containing protein At1g55930, chloroplastic-like. The coding region runs from base 80 to 2119 and encodes 679 amino acids. Gene Ontology annotation, molecular function: flavin adenine dinucleotide binding. The transcript is spliced from 14 exons. The record is from RefSeq and is a predicted model, not a curated record. Lineage: Eukaryota; Viridiplantae; Streptophyta; Magnoliopsida; Poales; Bromeliaceae.